CGCUAUUCAGGAUCGUGGAAGAUGACUGUCCACCAUUACCUGAAGACGUGUCUGACGAAUUGCUCGAUUUUCUAAAACUGUGCUUCCGCAAAUGCCCUGAAGAUCGACCGACAGCAGUAGAACUCCUAAAACAUCCAUGGAUUGUAAAGUAUGAAUCUGCUGCGCUGCGACGUUUAUCCGAUAUUGGCAUGCGAGCCAGUGCUGGAUCCUUUCCAAGGAGUCUACGACACAUAUCGCCGGCGAGCUUGAAGGAUGUGGAACCAUGGACAUCCAGGUCUACACCGCAUAAAAAACCAUCACGAUCGUCGCUUCCGGUCACGGAAUUAUUGGAUUCGUUUAAACUACCUGUUCAAGCCAAAUCAGGGUAUUCUGACCAUCGAUUUGUCAAAGGCUCAUUUCCGAAAGGUGCAGUUCGCUGUAAAGCGUGCCAAUUGCCUAUUAAAAAGGAUGCAUUGGUCUGUGAAGGUAAGCUUAACAACAAUAAAGCGUAUGCCCAAACUUCUUGUUGACGAAAAAAAAAAAAAAGAUUGCGGUCACAUCUGUCAUUCCAAGUGUAAAUCAAAUAGCGUAUGCCAUCAGAAUAUCCAUGGCGGGACUCUGGAUAAAUCCUUUUUCUCAAAGUCAACUUCGGAUCUCCCCAAAUCCAAAAUGUCCAGCAUGAUGAAAACUGAUAUGGAGGGAUCAACAACUCGCUCUUUGCAACGAUCGUCAUAUCAUCAUGAUGAUGCUGACAAAGCUAAUUUUCCUCGUCCUACAUCGUCCGUGUCGUCUCAACUCCGUCAACGAACGAGGAAGCUUUCGCGUGUAUUUACAUCGGUGGUUCAUCAACCCACUUCCACCACUUAUCCGUUGAACAAAAACCGCAGCACCGAAACACUGCAAGACAUUCAGGAGAGCGAAGUGUUUCUUCCUCCACUGUCAUCUGGAACGAGAGACGAACGUCAACGAAAAACGAAGCGAGACAAGGGCAAACCAUCCAGCCCAGAUGAAUGCAUUAUCUCUUGAAGUCUUUAGUUGUUCGUUUCAUGUGUUUUGUUGGUAGUUAUUUUUUUUUAAUACGUA
Radiomyces spectabilis is the source of this 1062-nucleotide messenger RNA. RefSeq lists its product as uncharacterized. NCBI's taxonomy places the organism in Eukaryota, Fungi, Mucoromycota, Mucoromycetes, Mucorales, Radiomycetaceae. The record is from RefSeq and is a predicted model, not a curated record. The transcript has 3 exons. Bases 253 to 1005 code for a protein of 250 amino acids.